Nerophis lumbriciformis (worm pipefish) is the source of this 1005-nucleotide messenger RNA. RefSeq names its product elastase-1. The record is from RefSeq and is a predicted model, not a curated record. Gene Ontology annotation, biological process: proteolysis. NCBI's taxonomy places the organism in Eukaryota, Metazoa, Chordata, Actinopteri, Syngnathiformes, Syngnathidae. Gene Ontology annotation, molecular function: serine-type endopeptidase activity.
UCAGGGUGUGCACAGGCCCGGGUGAUCGUGCAGAUGACCAUGACGGACGCCCCGCUUCACGUCGUGUGUUUGCUGUUGCUGCUGCCUCCGCUGAGUCGGGCCGGGUACACGCUGACGCCCGGCAGGCAGCCUCAGCACAAGGUGUUGCACCUGGACUGGCCCAAAGACUGCGGGACGGCCUACUUCAAGCCCAACAUGGUCGAGAGGAUCGUGUCAGGCAAUGAGGCCAGACCGCACUCAUGGCCCUGGCAGGUCUCUCUGCAGGUUCGGCCCAGAGGUAGCAAACACUACAUCCACGUCUGCGGAGGAACUCUGAUCCACAAGAACUGGAUCCUCACUGCUGCUCACUGCUUCCAAAAAGGCAAGGCGGAGGACGCCAGCUCGUGGAGGAUCGUCCUGGGGAAGCACCGUCUGAAGCGCUCCGAGUUGGUGGAGAGGGUUUUCCCGGUGAAGAGGAUCUACCGGCACGAGAACUUCCGCUACCCGGCCCACAGCGAGCUGGACUACGACAUCGCUCUGGUGAAGGCCGGCGCCGACAUCCUCCCGUCCAACUUCAUCCGCUACGCCUGCCUGCCGCGCAAGCAGACCAACCUGAAGCCGGGGCACUACUGCUGGGUGACGGGCUGGGGCGACACCCGGGGAGGGAAGGAGAACGUGUCCCUGUCCGAAGCCCUCAAUCAAGCCCGACUUCCUGUCAUUGACUUCAAAACCUGUCGACAGAAGAAGUUCUGGGGCGACCGCGUCCGAGACUCCAUGAUCUGCGCCGGCUUCAGGGAUACGGGGGAUCCGCCUGCUGCUUGUCAGGGCGACUCUGGCGGACCUCUGCUCUGCCAGCUGGGCCGGGACCGCUGGGAGGUGCACGGCGUGGUGAGUUUCGGCCCCAUCGGGUGCACGGUGGAGAACAAGCCCAGCGUCUUCACCAGAACCUCCACAUACAUCCACUGGAUCGAGAGCACGCGCAUCCGAGACUUCUUCCUGCACUGAGCAGCCUCUGCUUUUACAAUA